Messenger RNA from Betta splendens (Siamese fighting fish), 2001 nucleotides. RefSeq names its product secretory carrier membrane protein 3 (gene scamp3). Gene Ontology annotation, cellular component: trans-Golgi network membrane; recycling endosome membrane. The record is from RefSeq and is a predicted model, not a curated record. Gene Ontology annotation, biological process: protein transport. Lineage: Eukaryota; Metazoa; Chordata; Actinopteri; Anabantiformes; Osphronemidae. Bases 370 to 1386 code for a protein of 338 amino acids. The transcript has 9 exons.
CGUGCUCCUCACAUGACCGUGUCGACUUGUCCUUACUUCCUGUAGCACCAUUGAUUUUCCUGCGGAGAAAAACAACCGUUCUGCUUUGCUGCUCCUCUUGCGCCGUUAAAACAGCUCCAGACCGGAUCCCGACCGUCCGGACCGAGGCAGAAGAAGCGCCAGCCCGUUGUAAUGUGAAGUAGGCGUUUAAAUGCAGCCGAACCUGCGGAGACAUGACAACGGGAGAAGGGGCGGGUAGUCGAGAGGCUCAGUGACAGAAUAAAGCCAAACCCAGGCUGCACCUUUCGUUUCUCACGAGACGCCAACGCCGCAUUUCCUCUAGCAUUAGCAGCGGGCGCGGGUCACGUGACGCCGCCGUCCACUGUCAAAAUGUCAAAAUACACGAGCUUCCCGGAGCCCAUGGACGACAGCAACCCGUUCCAGGACCCGGCUGUGACUCAACACAGCAGCAGCGCUGGAUACGCCACACUGGACCUGUACAACCCAUUUGAUAACACAUCUAAGCCUCCUCCGCCGUAUGAAGCCACCUCUCCUUCUGCUCCAGCUUUACCUGCACAGACGCCACCCAGCAGGACGACUCCCACUGAGCCUCGCAACUAUGGCUCCUACAACACACAGGCGGCAGUGAACGCCACCACAGCGGAGCUGCAGAAGAAGCAGCAGGAGCUGGAGAAGAAAGCCGAGGAGCUGGAGAGGAGAGAGAGGGAGCUGGAGUCGCACAGCCUGGGAAGUGGCGCCUCCCGUCAGAAUAACUGGCCUCCACUGCCUUCGUUCUGCCCGGUGGGCCCCUGUUUCUACCAGGACAUCAACGUGGAGAUCAGCCAGCGUUUCCAGCGCACCGUCACCACCAUGUACUACUUCUGGAUGUUUGGUGCUUGCACGCUGCUCUAUAAUCUGGUCUCCUCCGUGGCCAUGUUCUGCGUGGACACCACUGGUGGUGUCGGCCUGGGCCUUGCCAUCCUCUGGGCCCUGCUCUUCACCCCCUGCUCCUUUGUCUGCUGGUACCGUCCUAUGUAUAAAGCAUUCAGGAGUGACAGCUCCUUCAACUUCUUCGUGUUCUUCUUCAUAUUCUUUGCCCAAGUGGUCGUCUACAUCAUCAUGACCAUUGGUAUUCCUGGAUGGGGUUUCAGUGGAUGGAUCGUGAGCCUUGCUGCUUUUAAAGCCCAUAAAGCUGUUGGUGUGAUCAUGAUGAUAAAUGCCGUCCUCUUUACUUCCCAAGCUGCCAUGGGAGUUAUCAUGCUGAAGAAAAUUCACAGCUUGUACAGGCAGACGGAUGCCAGCUUCCAGAAGGCCCAGGCGGAGUUCGCCACCGGUGUCAUGUCCAAUCAGAGCGUUCGCCAGGCUGCAGCCAAUGCCGCCCAGGGGGCCUUUAAUGCACCACGAUAGACGACAACGACGGGGCCUGGGAGUGUGGGUAGUGGAUGAAAAGGAGGGCUAAGAGGAUCUUUGGUAUUUAUCCCCACCGAAUCUGAUGGAUGGCAGCAGAGCAGUUCAUAAAAUUAACCCUGGUUAAGCUAAAAUUCAGGGCAUUGUGCAUAAAACAAGAGGUGGGGUCGUCUUAAACUUAAAAUGAAUACAGGAAAAGUCAGCUAAAUUGCCAAACUAGAAGUCAUGCAUAUACUUUGUGUUGCUUCGUGAAACUGAAGGAUGCUGCCAGAUGUACAUACUAUAAGAUUCUAAAGCUGCCAGUAAACACAGGGAGAAUGUUUUUGAAAAAGAAAAAGCAGAUUUGAAGAUUUAGCAUUUUUGAUGAAGUCGUAUGUGCAUUGUCUUUUGAAGGUGCCACACUGAGGCAAUGUUGCCAUUCUAACUGCUGUUUCUUAACUAACACUAACAAGUUGUUUAGGUCGUAAUACAAAUGAGAAUGUCUCUAUAAAACCUCUUGCACUGUAGAUUGUGUUGUUUUGGUUUUAUGUGCCACUGUUAUGUUAGUGCAGCUUGUGGUUGUCAGAAUUAUUGCAGGUCAAUGUCUUGAUUUUAUUAAAAUACUGGAUGCUCACA